AUGCGAGCACCGUUUCCUCUGUCCUUACGCAUUGGCACCGACAUUGUAGCCACAAGUCGAAUCUUAUCCCCCUUGCAACCGGAUUACAAGCGACUCUCUAGACUAGCUGCCCGCUUUCUGCACCCUAGAGAGCUCGAUGAUCUGAAUCACCGGUUUCCCAACUGGAAGGACGCACAAUCACACGAUGGGCUAAAGAGACAACAGCUUGCCGCGUGGCUUGCCGGUCGCUGGGCUGCCAAAGAAGCGGCCAAAAAAGCCUGGGAUGCCACACUGCUUGGAUUCCGGGAUCUGAGGGUCGAGCCCGAAACCGGAGGGAGGGUGCAAGUCAUCUGCGACACCCGUCUUGCGCGCGACCCUCCACCAAUCAAUCGAAUCACUGAGCAGGCAGCACAGUUGAGCAUCAGUCACGACGGUGAUUAUACCAUCGCAAUGGUAAUGGCGACACCUCUUCAUCCCGACAUUUCGGCCGAUCUCGCUUUUAGGAAGUCCGCAGCCGAGGCGAGAUUGGUAGAUAAGCAGGCUUGA
Molecule: messenger RNA, 525 nt
Organism: Capronia epimyces CBS 606.96
Lineage: Eukaryota; Fungi; Ascomycota; Eurotiomycetes; Chaetothyriales; Herpotrichiellaceae
Exons: 1
Coding region: 1-525 (174 amino acids)
Biological process (GO): fatty acid biosynthetic process
Molecular function (GO): magnesium ion binding; holo-[acyl-carrier-protein] synthase activity
Source: RefSeq, a predicted model, not a curated record